AGAUAACAUGCCCUCAUGUACGGAGUAGUCAGUUAUGCUCAACGGCGUGACCCCCCUGCCUGCAUAUUUUGCACCAGGGGUGAUCCUGCGAAAUAGUACGACGUCCCCUGCUCGAACGGACUCCCUGUUUGGGAUCAAUUACAUCCAUUUGCAAUGCAUUUCAUUGAAAGGUAUUCACGGUUCCAACAGUAGAGUAUAAGUCAUGGAAAGCCGGAGGUUUUGACAAAAUAUUUCACGGCAUGUGGCAAGCUACCGCGACAAUGAACGCAUACUAUCUCUAUAGAGGUGGAUGGAUCAACCGCGGCCAGACGUCGGAGUUAAA
This is a messenger RNA of Aspergillus pseudotamarii, 322 nucleotides long. RefSeq lists its product as uncharacterized. The record is from RefSeq and is a predicted model, not a curated record. The transcript has a single exon. Lineage: Eukaryota; Fungi; Ascomycota; Eurotiomycetes; Eurotiales; Aspergillaceae. The coding region runs from base 35 to 199 and encodes 54 amino acids.